AUGGGAGCAGGAGCGAGCGCUGAAGAAAAGCACUCCAGGGAGCUGGAGAAGAAGCUGAAGGAAGAUGCUGACAAGGACGCCAGGACCGUCAAACUGCUGCUGCUGGGUGCGGGUGAAUCAGGCAAGAGCACAAUUGUCAAACAGAUGAAAAUUAUCCACAAAGAUGGUUACUCACUUGAAGAAUGCUUGGAGUUCAUUGUCAUCAUCUACAGCAACACCCUACAGUCUAUCAUGGCUAUUGUGAAGGCCAUGAACACACUGAACAUCAGCUAUGGAGAUGCAGCCCAGCAGGAUGACGCCAGGAAACUGAUGCACCUUGCUGACACAAUUGAGGAAGGCACCAUGCCUAAGGAGCUGUCUGACAUCAUCCUUCGCCUCUGGAAGGACUCGGGCAUCCAGGCGUGUUUCGAGAGGGCCUCUGAGUACCAGCUGAACGACUCUGCUGGAUACUAUCUGAAUGACCUGGAGAGGCUGGUCCAGCCUGGCUAUGUCCCCACUGAGCAGGAUGUACUGCGAUCAAGAGUCAAGACCACGGGUAUCAUCGAGACCCAGUUCUCCUUCAAGGACCUCAACUUCAGGAUGUUCGAUGUGGGCGGCCAGCGUUCUGAGAGGAAGAAGUGGAUCCACUGCUUCGAAGGUGUGACCUGCAUCAUCUUCAUCGCUGCCCUGAGCGCCUACGACAUGGUGCUGGUGGAGGAUGAUGAAGUGAACCGAAUGCACGAGAGUCUUCACCUGUUCAACAGUAUCUGCAACCACCGCUACUUUGCCACCACUUCCAUUGUACUCUUCCUCAACAAGAAAGAUGUCUUCAUCGAGAAGAUCAAGAAGGCCCACCUCAGCAUGUGCUUCCCCGAGUAUGACGGCCCCAAUACUUACGAGGAUGCAGGUAACUACAUCAAGCUGCAGUUCCUGGACCUCAACCUGCGGCGAGACGUCAAGGAAAUCUACUCCCACAUGACCUGCGCCACGGACACAGAGAACGUCAAGUUUGUGUUCGAUGCCGUCACCGACAUCAUCAUCAAAGAGAACCUCAAGGACUGUGGUCUCUUCUAAGAGCCAUGCCCCGAGAAGGUAUGAUCCCCGACUCUUUGACCCCCCUGGACCCUUAACCCCUCCCAGUGCGAACUCCACCUCCUAAAAGGGAUAACACUUGGU
Megalops cyprinoides (Indo-Pacific tarpon) is the source of this 1155-nucleotide messenger RNA. It is a transcript of the gene gnat1, whose product is annotated as guanine nucleotide binding protein (G protein), alpha transducing activity polypeptide 1. The record is from RefSeq and is a predicted model, not a curated record. NCBI's taxonomy places the organism in Eukaryota, Metazoa, Chordata, Actinopteri, Elopiformes, Megalopidae. Gene Ontology annotation, cellular component: heterotrimeric G-protein complex. Gene Ontology annotation, molecular function: G protein-coupled receptor binding; GTPase activity; G-protein beta/gamma-subunit complex binding. The transcript has 9 exons. Bases 1 to 1053 code for a protein of 350 amino acids. Gene Ontology annotation, biological process: adenylate cyclase-modulating G protein-coupled receptor signaling pathway.